AUGGAUAACUAUUCUGCUUUGUUCUUCAAUGACUCUUGUAUGGGGCUUCUUCUGUACCCAUGUGCCAACAUCUCAGAUGAACCGAAUGAGCCCCUCAAACCUCCCCAGCUGGUGGAUGCCUGGCUUGUACCCCUCUUCUUUGCAAUGCUCAUGGUAGUGGGACUUAUUGGAAAUUCUUUGGUUAUUUAUGUUAUUUACAAACACAAGCAAAUGAGGACAGUGACUAACUUUUAUAUAGCUAACCUGGCCACCACUGAUAUAAUAUUUUUGGUGUGUUGUGUACCUAUCACUGCUGCUUUAUAUUCUCUUCCUGGGUGGAUAUUCGGGGAAUUCAUGUGCAAGUUUGUUAACUAUAUCCAACAGGUGUCCGUGCAAGCUACCUGUGUGACCUUGACGGCUAUGAGUGUAGAUCGCUGGUACGUGACUGUGUUUCCACUGCGCUCUUUGCGUCAAAGGACUCCACGUGUGGCCACAGCUGUAAGCCUAGGAAUAUGGAUGGGUUCCUUUAUUGUAUCUAUCCCAGUCCUCAUUUAUAAUAAGCUGAUUGAAGGCUAUUGGUUUGGGCCGCAGAUGUACUGCAUUGAAGCUUUUCCAUCUGUUUCCCAUGAAAAGGCUUUUAUCCUUUAUAACUUUUUUGUGGUUUACCUGCUCCCGUUGGUCACCAUUUGUAUCUGUUACUCUGCCAUGGUCUACCAGAUGGGACGGCCUUCUGUGGAGCCGGCUGAUAACAGCUACCAGAUACAGCUUCUGGCUGAGCGUUCUGAGGUUAUGCGCACUAAAAUUUCACGCAUGGUGGCCGUCAUUGUGUUGCUUUUCACCGUUUGUUGGGGUCCUAUCCAGCUCUACAUCCUGUUUCAAGCCUUUAGUCCGACCUUCAAACGGGACUAUUACACAUACAAAGUAAAGAUAUGGGCCCACUGCAUGUCCUACACUAAUUCAUCUAUUAAUCCAAUUGUCUAUGCUUUUAUGGGUGCCAACUUCCGCAAAGCAUUUAACAAAGUCUUUCCAUUUCUCUUCAAGCAACGAGUGGGCAGCACUGGUGUGGCUAAUGCUAAUGCCAACACUGAAAUGCAUUUUGUCUCUUCUGGUACUUAG
Messenger RNA from Bufo bufo (common toad), 1095 nucleotides. It is a transcript of the gene KISS1R, whose product is annotated as KISS1 receptor. The transcript has 5 exons. Gene Ontology annotation, molecular function: G protein-coupled peptide receptor activity. The coding region runs from base 1 to 1095 and encodes 364 amino acids. Gene Ontology annotation, biological process: neuropeptide signaling pathway. NCBI's taxonomy places the organism in Eukaryota, Metazoa, Chordata, Amphibia, Anura, Bufonidae. The record is from RefSeq and is a predicted model, not a curated record. Gene Ontology annotation, cellular component: membrane.